Messenger RNA from Alosa sapidissima (American shad), 663 nucleotides. Its product is annotated as protein ZBED8-like. The transcript has a single exon. NCBI's taxonomy places the organism in Eukaryota, Metazoa, Chordata, Actinopteri, Clupeiformes, Clupeidae. The record is from RefSeq and is a predicted model, not a curated record. The coding region runs from base 1 to 663 and encodes 220 amino acids.
AUGGCGGCAAACAAGAAGAAAUGCAGACAGUACAGUGUCGAUUACAUAAACUUUGGCUUUAUUCCCUCACCUACAAAUGUUCAGCUCCCGAUGUGCCUGCUUUGCGAGCAGGUUUUCUCUAAUGAGGCGAUGAAACCCUCACGUUUAAAGGAUCACCUGAACAAAAUGCAUCCUGACAAGGCAUCUCAUGAUGUGGCUUAUUUCAAUGCCCUCAAAGAGAAACAUUCAAGACGGACCAUUUCGAAUCUGUUCGCUCGGAAGACAAACCAGACAGAGAACGGGUUAGUGGCGUCCUACAAUAUUUCUUUACUGAUAGCUAAGUCUCGCACACCAUUUACUGUAGGAGAAAAGCUGGUUCUCCCAGCGAUUAAAGAGGUCAUCUCCACUGUGAUGGAGCGAGACCCAGCGCCAGUGUUAAGGGCCAUCCCGCUCAGCAAUGACAGUGUGGCACGGAGGGUUAGAGAGAUGGCGCUGGACACUGAGGAGCAGCUGUGUGCCACACUGCGAGAAAAUCGUUUCAGUAUCCAGCUGGAUGAAACAACAACAGCAGACAACAAUGUUCUCCUAAUGGCCUAUGCGCGUUUUGUGUCUGGGAGGGAUGUGGCCGAGGACAUGCUGUUUAUUAAAUAUCUCUCUGCGGACACGAGGAGAAACUAUAUUUAA